Molecule: messenger RNA, 3127 nt
Organism: Hippocampus comes (tiger tail seahorse)
Lineage: Eukaryota; Metazoa; Chordata; Actinopteri; Syngnathiformes; Syngnathidae
Gene: cacnb2a
Product: calcium channel, voltage-dependent, beta 2a
Exons: 13
Coding region: 202-2187 (661 amino acids)
Biological process (GO): calcium ion transmembrane transport
Cellular component (GO): voltage-gated calcium channel complex
Molecular function (GO): protein binding; voltage-gated calcium channel activity
Source: RefSeq, a predicted model, not a curated record
GGAAAAAAAAGAUGUGAUGCCGCAGGCUGUAAAACAUCCGCCACCAAAAUAUCAUGAUCACCGGUGCUUCUUCUUCAAGCCCCUCCCGCUUCUCCCAACGUGUCGACCCGGCAGAGGAUCUCUCCCCCCCCAAGAAGGGAUGUAUAUGUUUUUAGUGAUUUUCGUCGUCGUUACGUCUAAAAAAAGAACGACUUGCACAUAAUGGAGGUGGACUCGCUGCAGCAGCCGGUGUUUCAAAGUCUCAGCAAAGGCGCCUGCAGGAAAGGUCGCUUUAAAGGUUCGGACGGGAGCACGUCCUCGGAUACCACCACCGCCAGCCUUGUACGUCAGGGUUCGGCCGAUUCCUACACCAGCCGUCCAUCGGACUCAGAUGUGUCUCUGGAGGAGGACAAGGAGGCAGUGCGUCGAGAGGCAGAGAGACAAGCUCAGGCGCAACUUGACAAGGCCAAGACAAAACCAGUCGCGUUUGCCGUCCGCACAAACGUCAACUACAGCCCCAGUCACGACGACGAUGUGCCCGUACCCGGCAUGGCGCUCUCCUUCGAGGCCAAAGAUUUCCUUCACGUCAAAGAGAAAUUCAACAACGACUGGUGGAUAGGGCGCCUGGUGAAGGAAGGCUGCGAGAUCGGUUUCAUUCCCAGUCCGGUGAAGCUGGAAAACACUCGAGUCCUCCAAGAGCAGAGAGCCAAACAGGGCAAGUUCCAUUCCAGCAAACUGGGAGCAAACUCCUCCUCAAGUUUAGGUGAAGUAGUUUCAAACUCCCGGAAGUCUACUCCUCCUUCGUCCGGUAAGUGUCCCAAGCAGAAGCAGAAGUCGACGGAACACAUUCCUCCAUACGAUGUGGUGCCUUCCAUGCGGCCCGUGGUUCUCGUUGGACCGUCACUGAAGGGCUACGAGGGUUCGCCUUGCCCUUGUCUAACCUUGCCGUUUUUUUUUUGUUUUGUUUUGCCCCGCAGAAUCUCCAUCACUCGCGUCACGGCGGACAUCUCGCUCGCCAAGCGCUCCGUCCUGAACCAUCCGAGCAAGCACGCCAUCAUCGAGCGCUCCAACACGCGCUCCAACUUGGCCGAGGUCCAGAGAGAGAGGGAACGUAUCUUCGAGCUAGCGCGGACGCUGCAGCUUGUCAUCCUGGAUGCGGACACCAUCAACCACCCAUCCCAGCUGGGCAAGACGUCCCUGGCCCCCAUUAUCGUCUACGUCAAGAUCACCUCCCCCAAGGUGCUGCAGAGACUCAUUAAGUCGCGAGGCAAGUCUCAGGCCAAACACCUCAACGUCCAGAUGGUGGCGGCCGACAAGCUGGCGCAGUGCCCGCCCGAGAUGUUUGAUAUCAUCCUGGACGAGAACCAACUGGAGGACGCGUGCGAGCACAUGGCCGACUACCUGGAGGCCUAUUGGAAGAGCACCCACCCCAACAGCUGCGACGCCCCGGACCCGCUGCUGACCAAGAUGCCCGCUGCCACCUUGCCCUCCUCCUCAGGCGUGCAGGGUGGCGGAGCCGAACAUCGAUCAGACAAGGCGCUCGUGGAGAGGAAGGGCUCCAGAGAGUACCACCACCAUCACCACCACCACCACCACCAGAACCAGGACCAGGACCAGGCCGACGGCGAGGAGGACGGCGCCGACGAGGAGGAGCGCCCGCUGAGGACCGAGUCGUCCAGGAGAGGACCGCCUCCCGCCCAGCACCGCUCUUAUUCCGCCAGGACUGAGCACCACAACCACCACCACCACCACCACCGACACCACCACCAUCACCACCACCACCGAAGCAGGGGCCUCGCCCGGCAGGAGACUCUGGACUCGGAGAGCCCCGAGAGCCGCGAGAACAAGGACGCCGCUUACACGGAGCCUCGCACUCAGCUCCUCCACCAGCACCAGCAGCAGGACGCCGAGCAGGAAGAGGCGGAGGAGGAGGAGGAGGAGGAGCAAGAAGAGGAGGAGGAGGACUUAAGAGAGCCCCAGCAAGCCCACCGGGACCACAACCACCAUCAUCAUCACCACCACCAUCAUCGUUCCAAGGAACGCGAACAGGACCACAAUGAACGUAACAAGCAGCGCACUCACCACCAUCACCAUCAACAACAACAACAACAACAAAGGCCGGCGCGGGACCACCACCACUACAACAGAGAGCCCAAAAAGAGGGGCGACGCAGGGGAAUGGGCGGGAGACUCGUACAUCCCCCAGUAGACCGCCUUUGAACUGCCCUCCCCGAGGAUCCAUUUCCUCCCUCCGUUUGUGCUGCUACACCUCCAAACCACCGCAUCCUAUUUAUAUCCACUUCCUUCCGGUUUUUGACGGCAGCGUUUCUAUGAUGUGGAUACAAGCAUAGAGUGGAUUUGAAAAGUCUGCACACCCCUCUUCAAAUGCCAGGUUUUUGUCAUUUAAAAAAAAAAAGACCAAGUAUCGUCUGACCAUGUCAGGAAAGCCGACUAGAACAUCUGAACUUUAUUCAGAGUGAAUGGAAGGCAUCGCUGGUACAGACGAACAACCCUUCACCCUCAUAGUCACACCUAUCGAGAAUUUAGAGUGUUCAGUUAACCCACAAUGCAUGGAAUGUGGCAGGAAACCGGAGUACCCGGAGAAAAGCCACACAGGCACGGGGACGAACAUCCAAACUCCACACAGGGAGGCCGCAGCCGGAUGCGAACCCGUGACAUCUGCACUGUGCGGCGGAUGAAACCAGUCAACCACCGUGCUGCCCCCGAACUAAGCAAAUAAAUACAUUAAAAAAAAUUAAAAAAAAAUCAGAAAGCCAACUAGAACAUCUGAACUUUAUUCAGAAUGAAUAAGGACUUCAUUGCAGGUGUGUACUGACACUCAUGUGCUCGAAUGUGAUUGGUUCACUUAUAAGAGGGUGUGCACACUUGAGGAAACACAAUUUCACAUUUUAUUUUUCCUUUUUUUUGUUUGUUUGUUUUGGAAGGUUUUAGGUCACAUUAAUGGUGGAACGAGUCUGACGUGGUCUGACUCUCUUUUAAUGACAAAAGUCUGGCAUUUGAACAGGAGUACGGAGGCUUUUUAUAUCUCCAUACGCCUGUAUCUGCACAUAGAUCCUUCUGGAUAUGCAUGAAUGUUCACUCUAAUAUGCAUAUUUGAUAAAAGAAAAAGCAUGACUUUUUGUACACGU